Cherax quadricarinatus is the source of this 1525-nucleotide messenger RNA. The record is from RefSeq and is a predicted model, not a curated record. Lineage: Eukaryota; Metazoa; Arthropoda; Malacostraca; Decapoda; Parastacidae.
ACCUAACAGUCUAGAUAGUGUAAGGUUUGUGUACACAAGUUCCCUAUGAUUCUGUGAGACUACUCGAGUUCACCAUGUGAUUGCAAUAUUGCGGCUGUUUAUUUAAAAACAUUACGGUACAGCAUGUUCAAGCAUAGGGGUUUAUUGAAAUUAAGUUGGCCGGGACCAUGGGCACAGAAAAGCAAUUACAUCAUUACCCAUAAUAUCUGGGAUCUUCCUGCAGUUGCAGUGACUUUCUUCAGUGGUAGAAAUAAAAGACCUUUAUCAGAUUUUACAAGUACAGGUGUGAAAUACGUACCUGAGCAGGAGAUACCAGAGGCUGAUGUGAAGCACAUAAAACUGAAUCCUAUACUUGAAAUUCCAAAAGAGCAGAAAAAGAAAUUUGCCCUACUUUUGUCCUUCAGUGGCCAAGGAUACCAGGGAUUACAAAAGAACGUGUUUUGCCGUACUAUUGAAGGAGAUUUGUUUGCAGCCAUGCAAGCAGCAGACUUGAUAACAGAUGAGGAAGCCAGUGUUCCACAAUUUUUUCAAUACCAACGGUCUUCUCGAACUGACAAGGGAGUGUCUGCAGCUCGGCUGUUGGUGUCUGCUGAGCUUCCAUCUGUGCCUGACUUGCAAGAGCAAAUCAACAAGCAUCUGUGUGAUCAGAUCCGUGUAACGGCUGUUUAUCGUGUUAUUAGAGGAUUUAAUAGCAAAUCGUGGUGUGACUCGCGUACCUAUUUAUGUACAGCAAGUGAAGAUUACCGUAUGACUCAGGAUAUUUUAGAAGAAGUUAGAAAGAUGCUGCAGAUGUAUAAAGGUCUUCAUAAUUUUCACAAUUUUACAUCAGGAGUAAAAUAUCAUGAUGCAUGUGCUAUGCGAAGAAUUAUCGAUGCAGAGUGCAGUAACCCAUUUGAGCGUGAUGGAUUAGAAUGGAUCACCAUCAAAAUAACAGGUCAAAGUUUCAUGCUGCAUCAAAUUCGUAAAAUGAUUGCUUUAACUAUAGCUAUCAGUCGUGGACUAGCCAGUUCUGACACCAUCUUAAGAUCAUUUAAGGAAGGUUUUGUGGAUCUUCCCAUUGCACCAGCACAUGGAUUGGUUCUUGAAGAACAACAUUUUCACAAUUAUAACAAGAAAUAUGCAUCUGAUGGUACACGUGAGCCUCUCAGCUGGGACAAAGCCGCACAGAAUGUUAAGAAAAUCCGUGAGCAGUAUAUUGACAGAUCAAUUGUCAACAAAGAAAUCAAGGAGAAAGCAAUGCUUAAAUGGCUGGUUAUUCCACAUUUUCAUGAUUAUGAAGCGUAUGUGCUCGCAGGAAUAUCCGAGAUGCAGGAGGAGAGACGACCUUCACAUGGAAUAUCUCCUGUUUGGCAUGCACAAAAAAGAAUAUUUCAAGUUAACAAUGCAGAAAUGCAACACACAGACAGUAAAAAUAAUGAUCAACAUGAUUCCUGACAUGUAGCUAACCAUAACAUUUACAAGCCCCAAGAAGAUGAUUAUAUAAGCUGUAAACUCACUUCAGCAACAGAUUACCGAGAAUAACAAU